Entamoeba invadens IP1 is the source of this 1857-nucleotide messenger RNA. RefSeq lists its product as hypothetical. Lineage: Eukaryota; Evosea; Mastigamoebida; Endamoebidae. The transcript has a single exon. The record is from RefSeq and is a predicted model, not a curated record. Bases 1 to 1857 code for a protein of 618 amino acids.
AUGGUUGAAAAACUUGAUGCUUUUUACAUAGCAGUUGUAAUACCCUAUUUAAACUCAUUAAAAACAGCACAGCGUCUUCUCUAUGUCAGCCGUUCCUGUAAAAUUGCAAUUCUUAUGAUCCGAACAAACCCGAAUUACCGUCCACAACUUCAUUCAUCCAAAUUCCACGACUUCAUUACUGAGAUGGACACAACAUUUUCCAAAGUCGUUGAAUUAGAAAGAGAACUUCUUUUGUUUAGUGGUGUUGUGACACUUCAAGCAGAUGAUGAGACGUUAUUACAACGUCGUGACAUUGCAAUGAAAUACGACUACAUUCGACUUACUCGACAUAGUGUUGAAAGUCCCUAUUUAUUACAACAACUUAAUGAUCGACUUUGUGAUAUAAAAAUAUUAAUAAAAUCGAAUAUAACAAUCAAUUUAAGUCCAUUUAAAAACCUUCGCCGUGUCACAAUGAAGUCGAUAUACAGAACAACACAAUACACUGAAUUCUUCAAAAACACACAACAUAGAUAUUCCUUUGUAUCUCUCAGUAAGAUGUGUGGCAUUUGUGAUGAUAUGAUCACCUCUUUUGAUAAGUUUAAUAUAGAGCGCUUAGUAGUGAGUGCACCAACUACACUUAUUACAGAGUUCUUUCUAAAGUGUAAAGAAAAAAGUUUUGUGAUUUCUCCACGUGUCAUAUUUAGUAGCGACGAGUGGUGCAAUGAAGAUAUAAUAGUCGAGAAAGCGUCUGAAUUUACUGUUGGACCACAAACAGUAUCAUUAGAUGUAGCUAUGCAAUUGUACUAUCCAACAUCCGUCACCCUCUCUGCGUUCACUACAGAAAAGCACUUUGAUAUAUCAAAAUACACACAAAUAGUUGAAUUCAGUCAAGAAAAUAAUCCAUCAGUCGACUGCAUAUUACCACCUUCACUUGAAGUGUAUUGUGGAUGUGCAAUGUAUAAUACACUUCAACAUGUAAAUGUAGUUACACUCUCUAAUUGUAUUGAAACAUUUAAAUUACCACAAUCAGUCUAUUCGGCUUCUUUGAGAAGUUGUGAGUUAUGGAAACAAGAAGAAGUGUGCAAUAUAGUCUCCCUUGUUAUUGAGAAACAACACAAACUUGAAGAGGUGAAAACACUCAAUUUUUUGAGAGUUAUUAAUUUUGUGUCUUGUGAAGUUAAUAUCGACUUAUCUAAGUUGAAUAUGCUUGUUAAAGCAACUUUCACAUCAUGUGAAGUGUCACUCACUGAUAAAACAAUGGCACAUGUUAAAACACUUGUUAUACAAAACACUCAAUGGAAGUCACACUUUGUCCCAAAAACAGUCACUGCUCUUCGUCUUAUUUCGUCGUCUUUUAUGAAUAGAAAUGAUGAUAAAAUGCCUUUUGAUAUUGAAAAUAUUCAAAAUGUUGAAAUGAUUUCGACGGAUGACGUCUCGAUGCUUCGAUCACUUCCAUUGUGUGUUAAAUACAUCACUAUUAAAAGCGCACCACGGGAGUACGUCUGUGACUUGUCGAGAUUUAAAGCACUUGAAAAAGUCGGUGUCUGCAAUUGCUCGAACAUCAUAAUAUCACUGAACAAAGCGACCAAAACACUUUACGCGAUGUCGUCUUCAGUCACACAUCUCAUCAAUGCACAACUCGAAAAUAUUUACUUCAGAAGUUGUAAGGAAAUCGACUUUGAUGUAUUGCCUGAAACUGUAAAAAUACUGGAAAUUAGUCCGCCUGUUAAAACUACACAAAAAGAUAUUAACAGGUUAAAGGCAUUCCACUUAUCUUUUGUGUUCCCAAAACCUGAUGACGAUAGAAGACCAAAAAGAAAUAGAAGUAACACACCUACACCAGCACAAUACCCAAUUACUAUCACGCAUAACGUGUAA